Molecule: messenger RNA, 2985 nt
Organism: Rotaria sp. Silwood1
Lineage: Eukaryota; Metazoa; Rotifera; Eurotatoria; Philodinida; Philodinidae
Source: the annotation of a GenBank genome assembly
AUGCCUACGAAAAUUAAAACUAUGAAUUGUCCGCUUAUUCCAUCAGCUCGUUUUUCUUUGGCUUUAUUUAUUUUUUUCGGCUGUGUUGUUCAAUAUACACAACGUAUUAAUUUAUCAAUUGGUAUUGUUUGUAUGAUUAAUAAGACAUUUAUUAAUACUGAACUUGAAUCAAUACCAUAUUUAACUCGCAUUGAUAAUCCAAUAAUAAAAACUCCAUCAAAAAAUACGAUUCUAUUUUUUCAAGAUAAACGAUUUUCAUGGACUGAAUUUGAACAACAGAUAAUACUUGGUGCUUAUUGGAUUGGAUAUAUAAUAACACUUAUACCAGGUGGUUGGUUAUCGAUAAAUAUAGGAGCGAAACGAAUAUAUGUUUAUUGUCUAUCGAUAAGUUCCAUUGCGACAUUAGCACUAUCAAUUAUUUACCUUCUCGAAACUAUACAUUUUACUUUCAUAUUUAUUUUACGAAUUAUAAUUGGUUUCGCACAUGGUGCUCUUAUACCUGCAACAUAUUCGUUAUGGUCAGUAUGGGCUGCACCUCAAGAACGUUGUACUUUAACAUCAUUAGGUUUUUCUGGUAUUAAUUUUGGUACUGCUAUUAUAAUGUUAAUUGGAGGUUUCUUUUGUCGUUAUAUUGAUUCAGGUUGGAUAUAUUUAUUUAUUUUAUCUAGUUUACUUGGUUUUAUAUGGAUUCCAUGGUGGAUAAUAUAUGUUGCUGAUACACCAGAACUUCACAAAACUAUAAGUGAAAAAGAACGACAUUUUCUUCAUCAUUUUAAUGGUAAAUUCAUGCACGGUAAACAACGACAUGUCAUAUCGUUAAUUUCAUUACCUUGGAAGAAUAUUAUUCGAUCAAAACCGAUCAUUGCUUUAUUUAUUACUCAAUUAUGUAAUCUCUUUGGUAUUUUCUUUUUUUCGAACACUUUUGGUAAACUACUUCAAGAUAUUCAUCAUAUUUCGACAUUAUAUAUUGGAUAUAUAUUAUGCACUGGAUUUCUAUUAAUGCAGCUAUCAGGUUUAACGACUGGUAUUGUUGCUGAUUAUCUCGUUCGAAAAAAUUUGAUAUCAUUAACAAAUGUUCGAAAAUUAUUUAAUUCACUUACGUCAUUUAGUUCUGCUUUCUGCAUUAUAAUAUUAUGUUUUUGUGAUGAAUCACGAAAGAUAUUAGGUGCUAUUACUGUACUUAUUUAUCUUUUUGGUUCAGGUUUUGCUCAUGGUUCUGGUUUUCUUGUUAAUUUUACUGAUAUUGUCCCGGCUUAUUCAGGACUUAUUUUUGGUAUAGCGAAUACAUUUGCUUCGUUAAGUGGUUUUAUAGGUAAUAUUAUGGCAAGCAUUGUAUUUUUAUUAUAUGGUUCAGCAGAACCGUUACAAUGGGCUAGAUUUCCGCAACAGAAUGAACCAAACAAUGAUGAUGAUGAUGAACAUGUUAUGGCUUCCAAAAAAGAAUUGACGUCACCACAGUUUAUUCCAUCAACUCGUUUCACAUUAGCUUUACUUGUUUCUUUUGCACUUUUCACUCAAUAUGCACAACGAGUUAGUUUAGCUAUAGGUAUUGUUUGUAUGGUUAAUAGAACAAAUAUAAAUACAGCAUUAAACAUAACAACAGAUUCUACUCAAAUUCAAAAUAAAACAACAAUAACAAGAACUAAAUAUGGAUCUCAAUAUCUAGAAGAUAAACAAUUUGUUUUGACUGAAUUUCAACAACAAAUUUUACUUGGUGCUCACUUUUUUGGAUAUCUUCUUACGUUAGCACCCGGUGGUUGGAUAUCGCUUAAAAUAGGUGCCAAACGGACGUUUGGUUUUGGUCUUCUAUUGAGUUCGAUAGCUACAUUAGCAAUGGUUACCAUUCAUUAUUUUCAUGAUAUGUAUUUUAUUCUUGCCGUUAUUUUUCGAGUCAUUACAGGUCUUGGUCAUGGUCCAUUAUUUCCGGCUACAUAUACUGUUUGGUCUAUGUGGGCUGUUCCUUUAGAAAGAAGUACUUUGACAUCAAUUGGAUUUUGUAGUACAAAUUUAGGCACAUCUGUAACAAUGUUAAUUGGUGGCCUCUUUUGUCGUUAUGUUAGUUCAGGAUGGAUUUAUAUAUUUCUUUUAACAAGUGUGUUUGGUUUCAUAUGGUUUCCAUUAUGGAUGUGGUUCGUAGCUGAUUCACCUCUAUCUCAUCGAACAAUCAGCGAACAAGAACGAAACUAUAUAUGUAAACAUAUUGGUAUUGGUACAGAUAACAAUAAAAAGCGAUCUACUUCAUUUGCUUCUGUGCCUUGGAAAAAAAUUCUUCGUUCGAAACCUAUUAUUGCAUUAGUCAUCUCACAAUUUUGUAAUUUGUUUGGACUUUUCUUUUUCUAUACAAAUGUUGGUAAAUUAUUAACUGAAAUUCAUCGUGUUCCUGCUCAAAAAGCAGGAUAUGUUUUAGCUGGAGGAUUUAUAUUUAUGCCAAUAGUUAGUCUGUCAACUGGUGUUGCUGCUGAUCAUCUUGUACGAUCAAAUGUGAUGUCAUUGACUAAUGUUCGUAAAUUAUUUAAUUCUCUUACAUCAUUUAUUCCUGCAGUAUGUAUGAUUGUUCUUUGUUUUUGUGAUCAUACACGACAAUUACUUGGUAUCAUAACUGUAUUCAUAUUUCUUGUUGGUUCAGCUAUCGCUUAUGGUUCUGGUUAUGUUGUUAACUUUGGUGAUAUAGCUCCAGCCUAUUCAUCGAUUAUCUUUGCUGUAGCAAGUGCACUUGGAACAGUUGGUGCUCUUAUUAGUAAUCUUAUAGCAGGUCUUAUUAUAAAACAACCCAUUCUUGAUGAUUGGCGAAAACUUCUUGUAAUAUUUGCAAUAAUUUAUAUUAUUGGUGGUUCUGUUUAUCUAUUAUAUGGAUCAGCAGUACCUCGAAAAUGGGCUAGAUUUCAAUCGGAAGAAUCGAAACAAAAUGAAGAAAAUAUGUCUUUAACAACAGUACCAUUGAAAACAGAUGAUUCACAUGUCACAAAGAAUAAUGAAAUUAGUUAA